Misgurnus anguillicaudatus (oriental weatherfish) is the source of this 1669-nucleotide messenger RNA. Its product is annotated as tripartite motif-containing protein 16. Gene Ontology annotation, molecular function: protein binding. Lineage: Eukaryota; Metazoa; Chordata; Actinopteri; Cypriniformes; Cobitidae. The record is from RefSeq and is a predicted model, not a curated record.
AUGAGCUGUGUUACAGACUGGAGUCUGAGGAGGAGAGAUGAUGAGCUGGAGUAUAUUUUACACACAGAUGAUCACAUCCAUUUCCUCCAGAAUUUUCACUCUCUCUGUUCCUCCUGGAUCUACAGACUCACUCAGCAUCACCGUCUUCUCUCUUAUGAUGAAUGUGUUUCUCAUCUGAGAGCAGAUCUGGAGAAUUUCUGCAGAGAUGAGAUAAAAAAGAUAUCUAAUAGAGUGCCAAGCAUUAAUAUAGCUAAGCACCAAGUCAGGCAGGAGUUCCUACAGUAUUUUCGUCAGUUCACUUUGGAUCUAAACACAGCACAUACAUGUCUCUGUCUGUCUAAGUGGAACAGAGUGAUUACUUACACUUACAGAGCCCAGCCGUAUCCGGAUCAUCUAGACAGAUUUGAUUUUAAUUAUCAGGUGUUGUGUAGUGAGAGUGUGAGUGGACGCUGUUACUGGGAGGUUGAGUGGAGUGGAAAUGUGCGAAUAUCAGUGUCAUAUAAGAGCAUCAGCAGGAAGGGAUGGGGUAAUGAGUGUGUGUUUGGGUGUAAUGAUCAGUCCUGGAGUUUGUGGUGCUCUGAGUCCAGUUGUUCAUUCUUUCACAAUAAUAUUGAGACUAAACUCCCAGUAGUGCUCAAAUCUUCUAGAAUAGGAGUGUAUGUGGAUCACAGUGCAGGAUCUCUGUCCUUCUACAGCGUCUCUGACACAAUGACCCUCAUCCACAGAGUCAACACCACAUUCACUAAACCUCUCUAUCCUGGGUUUAGAUUGUUUAACAUACUUGGAAAAUCAAAAGUAAAACUUAUUUGAAAGAGUUUUAAUGUUUGAUGUCCAUAUGAAUCAAUAAUAGUGAGAUUGUUUGUUGAGUUGUAGAGUUUGUUAUUUUCCAAGUAUCAAUAAUCGAUACAUGAGCUAAAAUGCCAAGUAACGUUAUAUGUGAGAUCUUUUUAGUUUUAAAAUCUUUGAGUAAAAGAGGGAAAAUGUGGAAACACCUGAAUUGAAUUGAAUUGAAACCAGUAACACAAACGGUAUUCAUAAUAUUACAUAUGAGGAGGUCAGUUGCAAAACCCUAUAAGUGCAUUUGUUGUUUUCUUGUAAAUUAACAUAUUUGUAUUGUAAAUUUUUGUAAAGCAUUCAUGUAAAUGAGUCAAUGAAUUCUGCCAACAAACAUAUUUCUGUAUGGCUGGAGGCAAAUAUGUCCUUGGAAAUAUUUGUACAUGACUGUACAUAAUAUAUUAAUAUUACAAGUUCUUGUCCUAACAGAUUAAAACAUGGGAUAAUCGACAGCUAGCUGUGCAAUAAAGGAUUUUAUUUUUGGUGAUGCAUUCAUUGGUGAGGUCGGAAGUGGGCAGAGCAAGUGGUCUUGGGGACUGUUUCAAGCAUAGAUAUGUAUAAAGGCUAUGUCUUGCCCACACUGCUGGCCAAUUGAGUGGAAUGUCCGCAUCCCAUCUUACCACAGGGAGCUCGCUCACUCGUAGCACUGAGUUUUAAUGGUGCAGGUACUUUUAAAAGACCAUUACUUUCCUAAUUUUCUACCGAUUUUCAAACGGUUUGGUUUGUUAUAAACGUCAAAGAUGUACCUAUGAUACUUAUAAAAAUGAAACAUGUUAAAGCAUCCAGAAUUAUAGCCACGAUAAUAACGUUUGUAAGAAACCAAAACGUUUGAAAA